AAUGGCUUCAAAAGAGCCAGAUGGCUCGAAAGCUCGUGAAACCAGAGAAGCCAAAGAAUCAAUUCGUCAGCUUCUCUCGAAACUCGAAAUAGAUCAAGUUAUUGAGGUUAAGGAUUGGUUGGCCAAAUACGUGGAGAGCACACCAUCGAGCGAAAUUACAUUUAAUUAUGAAAAUGAGCAAAAAAAGAAAAUGAUGGACAGAGGAGCACGGAAACUUGACAGAAUAGCGGCCUAUUUGAGAGAUAAAGCUGUCGAUGUUCCGUCGAAAGCUCCGAGCAAGUUGAGAUGGCCUACUGAAGGAUUUGAUAGCGAUUGUACUGAGCUGAAUACGUGCGAAGUCGACUCAUUUCUCUAUGAAGAUGAUGACGUGGAAGAGUUGGUGGAACGAGAUGAGCUCAGCCGUACGUACUGUCCGGUUUGCAGUUCGAGGGAUACUGUACCUCUAAACUUCAUUAGUCACAGUUUGAGCCGUCUUCAAGUCAAAUUCCUUUUUGAUCUACUUAUGCCGCCAACAUGCCAACACGUACUGGACAUUGGGAGCAGAUUAGGAGCUAUUGUUUAUGGAGCAUCGAUUUUUACAAACGGAAAUGUGAGCACAAUCGGCGUUGAAAUGGACUCGGACUAUGCUGCUCUCGCGUUACGGACUAUUCGUCAAUUCGGAUUAAAGAACAUUGAAAUCCUGCGCGACGAUAUCCGCCACCUCGCCCACGUCUUCAAGGAUAAUCAAUUCAUCGUGAUGAACAAUGUCUUCUCGUUCUUCCUAUCAAAAACCGAACAAGAAGAGUGCUGGGAGUUCCUACAUACUCAUAUGCGCCCUGGAACAGUACUCGCUCAUCAUCCACCAAUCGAAAAAAUCACGGAACACUUGGAUCUCUCAUUCGACAUUGAGGACUGGCUUGAAUUUGUGAAUACCACAACUGAAUGUCUCGAAUAUGGAGCCAAUGAUUCGGAAAUCUAUGAGGAAAUGGCAUCGAUUUGCAAGUAUAUUGUACGGGAUUCGAGAGCUCACGGGGACUCGGUUCCAGAGUGAUUUUUGUUGUUCGCCAAUUUUAUGAUUGUUUCUUGUUGUUAAGUUUUCUAAAAAAUAAAUUCUUUGAUUUU
Molecule: messenger RNA, 1101 nt
Organism: Caenorhabditis elegans
Lineage: Eukaryota; Metazoa; Nematoda; Chromadorea; Rhabditida; Rhabditidae
Gene: C04F5.8
Product: tRNA (guanine(46)-N(7))-methyltransferase
Exons: 4
Coding region: 2-1030 (342 amino acids)
Biological process (GO): tRNA modification; tRNA (guanine-N7)-methylation
Molecular function (GO): tRNA (guanine(46)-N7)-methyltransferase activity
Source: RefSeq, marked reviewed